AUGGCAAGUGUCUCAUGGUUUUGCGAGAACCACGAUCUCCCGCGCUCGAUCAACAGAUUCGCAAACGAUGCACCCAAAUACCACGUCCAGAGCGGUAAAGCACUCUCCGUACUCCUGACGACGCUCUCCGGCACCCUAUUCGUCUACCAGGGCCAGGAAACUGGCAUGGUCAACGUGCCUGACGCACGGAACAUCUCCGACUACCGAGACCUCAACUCCAUCGCCUACUACAACAACGCAACGCUGAACGGAGUCAGCUCCAGCGAGGCUCUCGCGAACCUUGCCCUGAUGGCGCGAGACAACGCACGCACGCCCUUCAACUGGGAUGGCAGUGGAAACGCGUUCUCUGUCAACAAGACUACCUGGACUUCGCGAGCCAACCUCGACAUCAACCUUGCGGAUCAAAGGGACGACCCGAAGAGCGAGCAGAAGGACUCAUUCGUGUACGGUGAAUUCGAGUUCCUCGAUUGGGAGAGCGAGCAUUUCCUGGUAUACCAAAAGACAACUGAGUCUGACAAGGUGGUCGUGUUUAUUAACCUCUCCACUGAGGCGGACAAGCCGCCAGUGGCCACUCCCAAGAAUGCCGAGCUGCUUGUGCACACCCACGACGACCAUUCUGGGGCUGCGUUUGAGCCGUUUGAGGGCAGGGUGUAUAGGCUAUGA
Messenger RNA from Aspergillus glaucus CBS 516.65, 663 nucleotides. RefSeq lists its product as uncharacterized. The transcript is spliced from 3 exons. Gene Ontology annotation, molecular function: alpha-amylase activity. The record is from RefSeq and is a predicted model, not a curated record. Bases 1 to 663 code for a protein of 220 amino acids. NCBI's taxonomy places the organism in Eukaryota, Fungi, Ascomycota, Eurotiomycetes, Eurotiales, Aspergillaceae. Gene Ontology annotation, biological process: oligosaccharide catabolic process.